CAUAUCUUAGUUGGCAUGUUUGGACAUCUGAGUAUCGAGCUGUCAUCUUCCUCUUCAUCCCCGUCGUCUACGUCAUUACCCACCAACUUACACUCGCCGUCCACUGCUUCAUCAUCAUUAUCAUCAUCAUCAUCAUCAUCAUCAUCGUCUUCAUCAUCGACUUCUUCCUCAUCGUCGUCCCUUUUCUCAAGAAAGCAUCUAAAUGAGAUGAGUUUAAAUAUUGAGGAUUCUAAUAACUGGAAACCUUCUCUUUGGAUUUGCCGCAGUGAUGUACAUGGUUAUGAGUGUACUGAUUAUACUUUCUAAAAUACCAUACAACAUAGCAUAUGAGAGCAUUAUGUUCGUGUGUUUUUAUUUGGCUCAACUCAUCUAUUUGGAUAGAUAUUCUCAAGUCUGCUUCAAUAACUUUAAAAUCUAUGAAAGAUUUGGUAUCAUGCACCUACUGGGUACAAAUAUUGUGUUCUGGUUUGAAAUUGUUGUCUAUGAUACAAAGGAGGACUAUUAUGACAGUCAUUACCCUGAAGACUACCCCACUUGUUCUUUAAGAGAUGAUCUAGAAAAUAAUGACCUACUAUCGUACAUUAGUACUGCAAAAGUGUAUGUAGGAGCAUUUGCCGUCGAGUACUGUUUAAUAGCCGUGUGUUUGUUAAGAAGCAUGUGGAGUAAUGUCGGACGAGCAGUGACCAGACGAAACACCAAGAACAUCUCAAAACGCACUUACCCUGUUAUGGAAUCAUUGUACGGGAUUAUAGGGGGCGUGCUAGUACUUAGUGUUAUUAUAGCUCUUGGCGUAUGCAUGUUUAUUAAGAUAUGUCCUCUUUGUCUGUAUUAUAUUCAGAUAAUGUCUUGUAUUUAUGGUUUCAUUUGUUUAUUUUCUUUUACGGGCGUGUUAAACACAAAUAUCUUAGACAAAGGAGAAGGCGAAGGCUGCCAAAUACUAGAGGGAUUUUCUUCGAGUGUCUUAUAUGAUGGAGUUCUGUUAUUGUUUUGUUUUAGUCUUUUUAUCUUACAGACAAUGUAUAAGACACUUUCAGCUAUCAUCCAAUAUAAAAUAACGCACUUAAAUCAUGGGUACACAUUGUUGUUUAUUACCUUUUCCCUGUACUUCUUCUCUUCCAUAUCUCAAACACUCCUAAUUAUUAUCUGGCAAACACAUUCAAUUGACAGAUCAAGACAACAUCGUCUUAGUAAGAAUUUGUUAAUAUUCCUAACAAUUACCAAUUUUGCAAUGUGGAUUGGCGGACAUUACGAACUAAAACUUGGUCAGUUUUUCUUCAAAUCAGAGGCAGAUUUAUACGGAAAAUUUAUGUGGUACAUAAUACAUCACAUUACCGGCCCGUUCCAAAUUUUAUACUUUUUUCACUCAAGUGUUUGUCUGUUUGAAAUCUGGACAUUAUUUGGUUCAGUGUAAUGUUUUAGUUUGUAUAAACUAAGGUGAAACAAUAUGAACAUUACAAAUAAGUAUAAUACUAAAAAAGACAUUUUA
Molecule: messenger RNA, 1486 nt
Organism: Anneissia japonica
Lineage: Eukaryota; Metazoa; Echinodermata; Crinoidea; Comatulida; Comatulidae
Product: proton channel OtopLc-like
Exons: 4
Coding region: 269-1411 (380 amino acids)
Biological process (GO): proton transmembrane transport
Cellular component (GO): membrane
Molecular function (GO): proton channel activity
Source: RefSeq, a predicted model, not a curated record